Molecule: messenger RNA, 552 nt
Organism: Malassezia restricta
Lineage: Eukaryota; Fungi; Basidiomycota; Malasseziomycetes; Malasseziales; Malasseziaceae
Product: ADP-ribosylation factor-like protein 2
Exons: 6
Coding region: 1-552 (183 amino acids)
Biological process (GO): protein folding
Cellular component (GO): microtubule cytoskeleton; cytoplasm
Molecular function (GO): GTP binding; GTPase activity
Source: RefSeq, a predicted model, not a curated record
AUGGGGCUGCUGAGCAUUUUGCAGAAGAACAAGUACAAGGAUCGAGAAUUGCGCAUCCUGUUUUUAGGACUGGAUAAUGCGGGGAAAACGACCACGCUAAAACAACUGCUGGGAGAACCAUUGGAUACCAUCAGUCCAACCUUCGGGUUUUCCAUACGCACAUUAGUGCGACAUUCAUUCACAUUAAAUAUAUGGGAUGUAGGUGGGCAGCGAACGCUUAGGCCUUAUUGGCGAAACUAUUUUGAAAAGACAGAUGGCGUUGUUUGGGUUGUGGACAGCGGAGACGUCACUCGUAUGCAUGAUUGCCGAAUGGAAUUAUGGAAUUUGCUUGGCGAAGAGCGCCUAGCUAGUGCAAGUAUAUUGAUCCUUGCCAAUAAGCAAGACGUACCAGGAGCACUUGCAUCAGAUGACAUCCGCAAGCUAUUGAAACUAGAUGAUAUUCAGACACAUGCUUGGAGAAUACAGCCUACCAGUGCCUACACUGGAGAAAAUGUCAAUGGAGCUCUCGAUUGGCUCUUGGAAGAUAUACGCGAACGAUUGUACUACUACUAA